AUGUGCAUGAAUUCAAGAAAAUUCGUGCAGUCACUUUGGAAGAGUUGUGACAGUGUUGAAAAGAUUGGAACCUUGGCUAUUGUGUUUCGAUUAUUUCUUGAAGUAAGGAAAUGUUUUAAACCCUGGCUCGAUUUUUUCGAGUCAAGAUCUGCCAAUAGUUCUCGAUUUCCCGAUUUCAGCGUAUUUGUGGUAAUGGAGUCUUCCAAAGAGACAGGCUGUCAAACUCCUGAAGGCCCAAUUCUUUGCAUCAACAACUGUGGCUUCUUUGGUAGUGCAGCCACCAUGAAUAUGUGUUCCAAGUGCCACAAGGACAUGGCCUUGAAGCAGCAACAGGCUAAACUUGCUGCUUCAUCGAUCGAGAACAUAGUCAAUGGCAGCUCAAUUAGCAACGAGAAAGAGUCUACUGUUGGUGGUGCUGUAGAUGUGCAAGCUGGAGCAUUGGAGUUAAAGGUUGUUCCUGCACAAACAUUUGGCGAUAUGUUGUCAGGCCAGAGUUCAGAGGUGAAGGGAAGAGAGGGCCCAAACAGAUGCACUGCUUGCCUUAAGCGUGUGGGUUUAACAGGUUUCAGUUGCAGGUGUGGAAAUCUCUUCUGUUCGGUUCAUCGUUACUCUGACAAACACAACUGCCCAUUUGAUUACCGGACCGCUGCUCAAGAUGCUAUAGCCAAAGCAAAUCCCAUUGUCAAAGCAGAAAAGCUUGAUAAAAUCUAG
Fraxinus pennsylvanica is the source of this 711-nucleotide messenger RNA. Lineage: Eukaryota; Viridiplantae; Streptophyta; Magnoliopsida; Lamiales; Oleaceae. The record is from the annotation of a GenBank genome assembly.